Molecule: messenger RNA, 1505 nt
Organism: Anopheles stephensi (Asian malaria mosquito)
Lineage: Eukaryota; Metazoa; Arthropoda; Insecta; Diptera; Culicidae
Gene: Arp10
Product: actin-related protein 10
Exons: 2
Coding region: 152-1303 (383 amino acids)
Biological process (GO): retrograde axonal transport of mitochondrion
Source: RefSeq, a predicted model, not a curated record
UUUGGCAACCGCCUGUUCGUCGACCGGGCUGAUGACAACAUAAAUAAAUAUAAAAAAACAACCACCAAAAAUUACAAAUUGCAUUUCUAAAAGCACACAUUUUCACUGUAAAACCUGCACUUUAAAGUAAUUUUAGGCUAAGAACGUUAAAAUGCCGCUUUACGAUACAAUGCUGCAAGAAAAACCGGCCAUCGUGCUGGAAAUCGGUACCGCACUGACCAAAUUGGGCUUUGGCGGUGAACCGUACCCGCGCAGCAUUAUUCCAUCGGAGGUGCUCGAUCAUGAGGCAAAAAAUGCCGGGCAAACGACCCCGAACCGGAAGCUGUUCGACUACACCAACGAGGUGGAGCUGUACGAUUGGUUGGUCGAGUUUUUAAGGACGGUUUUCUUCAAGUACGUGCUCGUCAGCCCAAAGGAUCGCAAAGUGGUGAUAGUUGAGUCGGUGCUCUGUCCGACCAUCAUCAAGGAAAAGUUGGCCCGCGCCCUGUUCUGCCACUUUGACGUAUCGUCCGUGUUCUUCGUACCGACGCACCUGGUCGUACUGGCAACGUUAGCGGUCGAAACGGCACUGGUCGUCGAUAUCGGAUACAAGGAAGCGGUCGUUGUGCCGGUGUUCUGUGGCGUGCAGGCACUGUACGCAGCGGAAGCCCAACCACUAGCAGCUGAAAGCGUGCACAACGAAAUCCGAAGACAGCUGCUGGAGAACGGCGUGGACGCGAAGCUACUAACCGAAUCGACCGUAGAGGACAUUAAGAUACGCACUUGCUUCGUAACGACCGCCGAAAGGGCGGCAAAAUAUCGGCAACCCGGAGAAGCAACGAUUCAACCCUGUCCCGAUGUAGAUUACCCAGCGAAAGGCGAUGCGAUAGUGAAGGUAUCUGGCCGAUUGCGUGAAACCGCCUACGAAGUAAUGUUCCCGGAGGAUAACGACCGGCUCGGCCUUCCGUACAUCAUCCUGAACGCUAUUCUCAAGUGUCCACGGGACACACGCGUCCCACUCGCAAACAAUCUCGUCCUGAUCGGUGGUUCCACGAUGGUGCAAGGUUUAACCGCACGGUUGAAAGCGGAACUGUUGGCCCUGCUGAAAUCGGACCUGUACAAAGAUCGACUGUUUGUUCAGACGUUUAAGUUUCACAAAGCACCGGCCGAAGCUAACUUUACCGCCUGGCUCGGUGGAUCGAUAUACGGCGCGACGGAUCUCGUGCUCACCAAAUCCAUCUCCCGGGAGGCGUACAUCAAGAAUCAAACCAUUCCCGACUUUACCAACUAUGAGGAAUCGCGUGCCGCACCGAUGCGUGGCUGACGGCAGAAGGGCAAGGGUGCGGGGGGGACGCGUGGCCAUGCGGCGAGUGGUAGUGGCGGUGUAGCCAUUAAGUGAGAAAUAUUUAUAUUUAAUCUAAUUACACUCCCUCCCGGCGGCGUACUGUGGCUUGAGAGGAUGAUGCACUAUACUAAUUGAAUAUAAUUUAUCGUAAUAAAACAAAAGUUACUUACACUCAUGUAAA